Messenger RNA from Mugil cephalus (flathead mullet), 1801 nucleotides. Its product is annotated as GTPase IMAP family member 7-like. The coding region runs from base 14 to 859 and encodes 281 amino acids. The transcript has a single exon. Gene Ontology annotation, molecular function: GTP binding. Lineage: Eukaryota; Metazoa; Chordata; Actinopteri; Mugiliformes; Mugilidae. The record is from RefSeq and is a predicted model, not a curated record.
AAACAGACUUUGUAUGAGAAAACUAACAAAACACACAUGUAUUUUAGUGAGUCUGAUACAUUAUUCUCUUCUAGAGUCCUCUACAAGGAGGAUUGUUCUGCUUGGAAAAACUGGAGCUGGUAAAAGCCACCUGGGAAACACCAUAUUUGAUGAGAAAAAGUUCCCUGUCCACCACACCUUCAGCUCAGGAACAAAGGAAUGUAAAGCUGAAACCAAAUCUGUCAACGGAAGAAACAUCACUUUGAUCGACACUCCUGGUUUCUUCGAUACAGGCUUGCCUGAGGAGGAGCUUGAAGCUGAGAUCGUGAGGUGUAUCACAGAGUGCGCUCCUGGGCCUCAUGCUUUUCUCAUUGUACUUAAAUUGGAGAGAAUAACAGAGCACGAGAAAGCUGUUAUAAAGAAAAUAAAAAAAUAUUUCUCUGAGGAAGUGUUAAAAUAUUCAGUAGUCUUUACUCACGGUGACCAGCUUCCAGAAGGACAAACCAUUGAGAGGUAUGUCCUCCAGAAUGAUUUUGUGAGGGCUCUAGUGGAAAAGUGUGGAGGCCGGUGGCACAUUGUGGAUAAUAAAUACUGGAAUGGAAAGCCAGCGAAUGAAUACAGGAGCAACCAGUUCCAGGUGAAGAAGCUACUCAACACAAUAGAGCAGGCAGUGCAGAAAAACGGAGGCGUAUACUACACCAAUGAGAUGCUGCAAAACACAGAGAAUGAAAUUCAAGAAGAGAGCGAGACCAUUAGACUAUUAUCACCAGACACGCCGGAGGAGGAAAUCAGACAGCAGGCUAAAGUCAGUGUCUUCAAGAAACUUUUAAUCAGACUGACAGGUAUCGGAGUAGGUGCAUUGUUUUCUUGGUUUGACUAGAAAGAUUAUCACGACUGGAAUGGGAUCUCCAGCGUCAAUGGCACUGACAAUAGCAGGAGCUGGAGCAGCAGGAGCAGCAUUGAAAGCAGUUGUGGGGACUUGUGCUGCAGGAGGAGCAGUGAUGGGUGGUUUCACAGGAUAUAAAGCAGUUGAGGGAGCAGAAACAGUACAAGAAGCAGCAAAAGAGGCUGUUAAAAAUUAUGUCAAAUAUAUUGUUGAUAAAGGACAAGAAUUAUUUAAUAGCAAGACAAAGCUACAUUUUAAAUAAGGUGAAAACCUCAGAUGAGCUUUUGUAGCUUUUGACAUUACUGUUGAACACAUGACAUGUGUCCUUGGAAAUGUGGAAAUGGAAUCUCCUGAAUCAUCCUUUUGAAAACACAUUGUAAACUUUAUAUAUAAAUCAUUAACAGCUCUGUAACCUAAAUAAUAUCAUUCAGACCAGGUGUCUCCUGAUUAUAUUUGAUUUUUUUUCUCACAGUUUGAGAAAAUCCACAUAAAUGGACUGCAUUUUAUUGAUUAGUGCUCCCAAACAUACAAGAAACUGUUUGAAUGUUGAAAUGAUUUCAUGAUUUUCUUAUUUUGUUUAUUAAGAUUCAUUUUUUUGUUAAUCAGAUCAAGGUUGUUAACUUCCAUGUACUUCCCACCACUUAAAACCAUGUGAACUAGUUAGUUAAUCAUGUUUGAGUGAUUUGUUGGUUAUUUUCUUUCUGUUUCCUUCUUCUUAAAGUAGUGAACCAGGAACCAUUAUGUCUUGUUUCCUUGUUUCAUUUCCUGAUCAAAAGUUAACCCUGUGUGUCCUCCAGAGGGGUUGAGUGAUGUGUUCUUUUCAUUAUAUCAUCUAAUAACAAAUAUAAUCCAGACUAUGAUCAUAUCUACAUAAUUCCUGUUGUUUUCUUGUAAAUAUCCCAUCCCCUCUAACAUAAACUGAGUUCCUUUGCUUUA